This is a messenger RNA of Verticillium nonalfalfae, 432 nucleotides long. RefSeq lists its product as uncharacterized. The record is from RefSeq and is a predicted model, not a curated record. The transcript has a single exon. NCBI's taxonomy places the organism in Eukaryota, Fungi, Ascomycota, Sordariomycetes, Glomerellales, Plectosphaerellaceae. The coding region runs from base 1 to 432 and encodes 143 amino acids.
AUGGCCGAAUUGGCACUCGGGAUUGUACCACUCGUGGGCCUCGUCAUCACUUCAUACAAGGCUGUCGCGAUAAACCUGAAGACAUACCGACAUUAUUCGAAGAAGAUCAAACGAUUUCAGGUCGCGCUUUCAGUUCAACGCAGUGUCUUUGAGAAUGAGUGCCACUUGUUGCUCCGACUCGUCCUGCCAAAUGAUGAUGCGAUUGACAAGAUGAUGGCUGAUCCUGGCCACGAAAGAUGGACUGAUCCUGGCCUCGACGACGCGAUCGCCCGAUGGUUGGGCAAAAAUCUAGAAGCAUACAAAGGAAGCGUGGAAGCCUGCCAUGAGGCGCUGUGCGAGCUCGAAGAGCAGCUGCGAGGCUUUGACGUAGUCCAUGGGCUACAGCAGAAGGUCAGUCUGUGGCAUGCCCCUCUCCUGUACUUCGCCAUCUAA